UAAUAUUGUUAAAUAUUGUUAUAUAAAAGAAAAACAAUUACGAUUUUCAUUUGCGAAUUGAUGAGAAAGAUUUUUCGGAUGUUGAAGAAAUCUUUGAUAUACCGAUUUAGUCAUAACAACACAUUCACAUAGAUACACUAACCGGAUUUUUAUUUAAUUAAAAUUCCUUCAUUAUUUCUUCUAUGCAUUACAUCUUCUACGCGACAAUGAAUUGACAUAAAAUGCAAAACUUCUCAAUGAUCAACAUAUUUCUUUGACAAGUAAUGGCUGUCAAAGGAUUAGUUGCUGCGAUAGUUCAAUUUCUGACCCAUCAGUUGGAGGAUGGGGAUAUUACAGCAGAUUCGCGUGAAAGUCUUGAAGUAGCGAUUCAAUGUUUAGAAACAGCGUAUAGCGUACAAGCUAGUGAUACUCCUGCAAAAUUUAAUUUGUAUGAAGUUUACAAGGCUGCUGUAGAAAAUGCUAAGCCAGACCUUGGUCCAGAAGCUACGCCAGAGGCAAAAGCUGAAGCUGAAAGAUAUAAGAAUGAGGGUAAUGCUCUGGUAAAAGCAGAAAAACUUGAAGAAGCCAUUAACAAUUAUACCAAGGCAAUUGAAUUGAAUGCACAUAAUGCAGUUUAUUAUUGCAAUCGAGCUGCAGUCUACAGCAAACUUGGAAAUCAUCAUCAAGCUAUUAAAGAUUGUCAUACUGCAUUAUCGAUCGAUCCUAUGUAUAGUAAAGCAUACGGACGUUUAGGCUUGGCGUACUCGAGUUUAGAGAGGCACAAAGAAGCCAAGGAAAGUUAUCAAAAGGCUUUGGAGAUGGAACCGGAUAAUGAAAGUCAUAGAAACAAUUUGCAGCUAGCAGAAGAGAAAUUGGCUCGACAAUGUGUUUGUAAUAUGGGAUUGGGAGGAACAACAGGAUCAGAUUUAAGUGCUAUGUAUAAUAAUCCUCCUCUAAUGAAUAUGAUAGAGCAAAUAUUAUCAAAUCCAGCCAUGCAGGAUGUAAUAAACAAUCUCAUCUCAAGGACGAACGUUGAACAUAGAGAACGGCGUAUGGAAGCAUUAAUUGAAGCGGGAUUACAAUUAGUACAGGAAAUGCAGAGUGAAAAUCUAGAUUUAUUGAUGGAUACUAUAAGAAGACAAAUGGGAGGAAACCCUAAUGAUCCUGAUCCACCGCAGCAUAAUUAAAAUAAGCCUAUGUUUUAGAAACAACAACCUAAGAUUGAAAUAAGCGAGGUUGAUUUUAAUGUGAAAAAAUUUUAAGACAGUGGUCAUUUUUUUUUUUUUUUUAUUAAACUGCAAAGUACAUAUCAAUACUUUGCUUUAUUCAGUUAAAACUGUCUUAUUUAAAAUGAAUAUUUAUACGCAUACAAAUAAUCAUGUCUAUGGUCAUAUAUAAUACUUAAGAAUUCUUCUCUUUAACUUAGAAGUUGAAUAAAUGUAAGAUAUUGUCUUCUGAAACUCUGUAUAUUCCAUUUUUAAUGUUUUAUCGAAAUUAAAAACGUUCAAUAACAUAAA
Messenger RNA from Vespa velutina, 1496 nucleotides. It is a transcript of the gene Sgt, whose product is annotated as small glutamine-rich tetratricopeptide repeat-containing protein alpha. Bases 264 to 1166 code for a protein of 300 amino acids. Gene Ontology annotation, molecular function: molecular adaptor activity; protein binding. The record is from RefSeq and is a predicted model, not a curated record. Lineage: Eukaryota; Metazoa; Arthropoda; Insecta; Hymenoptera; Vespidae. Gene Ontology annotation, cellular component: TRC complex; membrane. Gene Ontology annotation, biological process: post-translational protein targeting to endoplasmic reticulum membrane. The transcript has 4 exons.